GUCUUAUAGGUUUAACGGCAAAAGUUUUAGUCGUGAACCUCCGAUGGGGAUUUCGCACUUGUCACUUGUUUCAUGUUACACUGCGCAAGCACAAUCGCCAAUGUUGGCAGCGUUGCAUCUUAGUCAAGAUCUCUCAUGAACCCAUCGGUAGGCAAGGGUACACUGCGAUGGAACAGUAAAAAUAGCUGGACGGCAUUUUUCACACAAUCAGCAUUAUCCAAUGUGUGUACAGCCAGUAUGUAGAGUUACAAAUGGAGGCGGGUUUGCACGAUACAUAAGAAAGGUUCGAAGCCGGCUCUGGAGAUCUCUUGCCUUUUCCGUUAUCAUCGCUUGAUCGACUCUGGUAGUCUAGCAUUCUACCAUCAGUUUCAACGCAUUUCACUCUACCUCUUCAUUGAUACCUGCUCUCUCAUACUCUCAAGGCGAACCGUCAAGAUGCGCAUGUCUACACUGGCCGCGGCCGUGCUGCCCGCUGCAGUUCUGGCAAACAGAGUCGCUCCCUUAAACAUGCGUAACACUGCCAUUAAGGGCGAAUACAUUGUUCAACUAUUUGAUGAAGCCAGCUUAACUUCAGAUGAUGGCGCCAUGAAGAUCCUCAAAGAAGAGCCUCGAUACACCUGGAAGAGCGCUAUUAACGGCUUCUCGGCCACCAUGGACGAACAGACACUUGAAGCUAUGCGCCAACACCCCGACGUCAAGCAAAUCACUGAAAAUGGAAUGGUUCACGCUGCUGGUUGGGCAAUCCCUGGUACUGAAGGCCCCAUUGUCCACCAAAGCCCCAACCCUGCCAACGACUGGCUCAAGCAGGACAAGCCUGUGUGGGGUUUGGCCAGAUCAUCAAACAAAGCCCCCAAGGGUACCGUUUAUGAGUACCACAAGUCCCAAGGUGAGGGUAUCUGUGCCUGGGUCCUUGAUACUGGCAUUGAUGCUAAGCACCCUGAGUUUGAGGGUCGCGCUGAGAACGUCUUGAACAUGAUUAAGAAAGAAGAGAACACCGACUUGAACAACCACGGCACUCACUGUGCAGGUACCAUCGGAUCCAAGACAUAUGGUAUUGCCAAGAAGGUGUUGCUCAAGUCGAUCAAAGUUCUUGGUGCCAAUGCUAGUGGCCCUGAUGACGGUAUUGUUGAAGCAAUCAACUGGAUGCUAGAAAACCUUCCCAAGCGCGAUGACUGUAAGGGUGGUCACGUUGUCAAUAUGAGCUUUACUGCGGAUAACAUUCACCCCGCUAUGAAGGAGGGUUGUGCCAAGCUUGUCAAGGCUGGCUGGCCUGUUGCUGUUGCUUCAGGCAACAGCAACCGCGACGCCAGCAAGGAUUCUCCUGGUGAUGAGCCUCUUGUUUGCACAGCCGCUGCCACCGACGCUGUAAGUUUUCUAGUCUCCGGUCGCACAACCUACUAUGCUCUAUUCUAACAACAAGUGUAUCACAGAGCGAUAAGAAGGCGUCCUUCUCUAACUUCGGCAAGCUUAUUGACCUCAACGCACCUGGCAUGAUGAUCG
Messenger RNA from [Torrubiella] hemipterigena, 1500 nucleotides. The record is from the annotation of a GenBank genome assembly. NCBI's taxonomy places the organism in Eukaryota, Fungi, Ascomycota, Sordariomycetes, Hypocreales, Clavicipitaceae.